Messenger RNA from Microdochium trichocladiopsis, 1674 nucleotides. RefSeq names its product phenol oxidase A. Bases 1 to 1674 code for a protein of 557 amino acids. The transcript is spliced from 4 exons. Gene Ontology annotation, molecular function: oxidoreductase activity; copper ion binding. NCBI's taxonomy places the organism in Eukaryota, Fungi, Ascomycota, Sordariomycetes, Xylariales, Microdochiaceae. The record is from RefSeq and is a predicted model, not a curated record.
AUGAAGGAGGACUGGGAGAGCCCCGUCUACCCUCUACUCUUCCGAAACCCACUGCCUAUUCCUCCCCAGAAGCAGCCCAAGAUGGUAGUCACUAAUCCGGUCACUGGGAAGGAGAUCUGGUACUAUGAACUUGAGAUCAAGCCGUUCUCGCAGCAGAUCUAUCCCACCCUGCGGCCGGCGCAGCUUGUCGGCUAUGACGGAAUUGCUCCUGGUCCUACGUUCAUCGUGCCUGUGGGGACAGAGACGGUUGUGAGAAUUCUCAACAGCGCCAAGGAUGAGACGUCGGUUCAUCUCCACGGAUCGCCUUCGAGAGCCCCGUUUGACGGCUGGGCCGAGGAUGUCACCUUUCCCGGGGAGUACAAGGACUACUACUUCCCCAAUUACCAGUCGGCCCGCUUCCUGUGGUACCACGACCAUGCUAUGCACAAGACGGCGGAGAAUGCCUACUUGGGCCAGGCUGGCGCCUACAUCCUCCACGACGACAAGGAGGACGCUCUGGGGUUGCCGUCCGGCUACGGAAAGUACGACAUCCCUCUCGUGCUGACUUCCCGUGUGUACAAUGCCGACGGCACCGUCAAGACGACUGUAGGGGAGGAUGACAGUCUCUGGGGCGAUGUCAUCCACGUCAACGGCCAGCCGUGGCCGUUCCUGAAUGUCGAGCCCCGCAAGUACCGCUUCCGGCUCCUGGACGCCGCCGUCUCGCGGGCAUGGAACCUUUACUUUGCGCGCACCAGCUCUCCGGACGCCAAGAUACAGUUUCAGGUGAUUGGCUCUGAUGCAGGCCUGCUCGAGGCACCCGUCCCAACUCGUGAGAUGUACAUCGCCAACGGCGAGCGAUACGAGAUUGUUGUUGAUUUCUCCGGCAUGGCUGGCCAGACCGUCGAUCUGCGCCACAUUCCUCAGUCUGGAGACAUUGCCGUGGAUGACGAGUACGAGCACACCGACAAGGUGAUGCGUUUCGUCGUGAGCUCCACCCCUGUCGUCGAUCCGUCGGUCGUGCCCUCGAGCCUGCGCACUGUCCCCUUUCCCCCAGACAAGCUCGAGCAAACCGUCGACCACCACUUCAGAUUCCACAGAUCCAAUGGGCAGUGGCUGAUUAACGGCAUCGGCUUUGCCGACGUGGAGAACCGCAUUCUGGCCAAUGUGCCGCGUGGCACCGUCGAGAUCUGGGAGCUCGAGAACAGUUCUGAUGGCUGGUCGCACCCGAUCCACGUGCACCUGGUCGACUUCAAGGUGCUCUCGCGCACAGGCGGGCGCACAGCCCUGCGCAACACGGUCCAGCCGUACGAGGCUGCCGGGCUCAAGGACGUUGUGUGGCUCGGCCGUGGCGAGACGGUCCGCGUCGAGGCCCACUACCUGCCUUGGACGGGCGUCUACAUGUUCCAUUGCCACAACCUGAUCCACGAGGACCAGGACAUGAUGGCCGCGUUCGACGUCAAGGCCGUUGCGGGCUUUGGCUACAACGAGACGACCGACUUUUCAGACCCCAUGGACGAGCGCUGGAGGGCAGUGCCCUUUGCGCGCUCCGACUUUGUCGGCAGGACGGGGCCCUUCAGCCCGGAGUCCAUCACUGCCAAGGUUGAGCAUCUGGCCGAGCAGCAGCCGUACAGCGAGCUUGGUGAUAUCCUGGCAGCACUCGGUGCGAGUCGCAGGUACCGCCGCUUCAAGCUUUGA